AUGCAACUUCUGACGCCGUGGUGGCUCCUCCUAGGCCUUUUGUCUGUUUCUUCUGCAACUGCGACACAGAAUGGAACUGAAGGAAUCGAUCUGUUUGAGGUCCAUCUCCCUGUAGACUGGAAGGCCGCAGUCGCCGAUGGGGUGAAGUUUGUCUUCGUCAAGGCAACUGAGGGUAUCAACUACGAAAACGUGCGCUUCGCUUCUCAAACAGCCGGCGCUCUCGCUGCGGGGGUCCUCCAUGGCGCAGUGCACUUCGCAACUGCAGCGGAAAGCAGCGGAGCCGAUCAAGCCGACUUCUUCAUCGAACAUGGAGGGAACUGGACCGCGGAUGGACAGAGGCUCCCUGGGGUGCUGGAGAUGGAAGGCAAUAUUGCGGGCAAGCUUUGCCAUGGGAUGACGCCAACAGAAAUUACGGACUGGAUGCUCGAUUUCUCUCACAGGUACAAGUUCCGGACGGGUCGAGCGCCGAUCCUGUUCCUCUCGGCCAGCUGGUGGUCACAGUGCGCCGGGAACAAUGCGACGUUUGGCGCGGACCAUGCAUUAUGGUUGGCGAACUGGGCUGAGGAGAUGGGCGCGCUGCCGGCAGGCUGGGAGGCUGCUAGGUUCUGGCAAUAUGCAGGUUGGAGUGAAAAUGGAGGAGAGGCAAAUGUGUUUUUCGGUAGCUCCAAGGACUUAGUAAAGUUUGCAAUGGGAGCUUAA
Molecule: messenger RNA, 699 nt
Organism: Aspergillus pseudoviridinutans
Lineage: Eukaryota; Fungi; Ascomycota; Eurotiomycetes; Eurotiales; Aspergillaceae
Product: putative secreted glycosyl hydrolase
Exons: 2
Coding region: 1-699 (232 amino acids)
Biological process (GO): cell wall macromolecule catabolic process; peptidoglycan catabolic process; carbohydrate catabolic process
Molecular function (GO): lysozyme activity
Source: RefSeq, a predicted model, not a curated record